AUGAAGACGAGGGAGGUGAGGAGAGCAUACAGACGUGUACACGAGGCACUAGACCUAGUGCCUCGAACCCUGGCACUCAUAUGGUCCAACCAAAAGGAUGAGGGAACAGAGGAUACACAAAGGCCUCAGGCAGAGGAGGAAGAAGUGAGAUUGGAGAAGGAGAGAGAGAAAAAGAGAAAGAGGGUAGAGGAAAGAAAUAAGAGAGUUGAAAAAGAGAGGAUGAGGAAGGAAGAGGAGGACAGAGUGGAAAGAGAAAAACUUGAAGAAAUUGCUCGUUUGAAAGCAGAAGAGGAGAGAGUAGAGAGAUCAAGACAAGAAGAUAUUGCUCGUCUAAAGGAAAAAGAGAGAAUCAGAGCAGAAGAAGAAGCCAAUCGAGGCUUGGAGCUCUUCUCGAGCUCUGAAGAAGAAGAUGACCAAGAACAUCAUGAUGAUGUUGCUGGGUCAAAUGAAACAAGUGAAGGGGACGACGCCCUUGAAGAUGAAGUGGGCGUCGCAGUUGAAUCUGAAGAGAACGAAGAAGAUGAGGAGGGAGGAGGUGAAGUAGCUGCUCUGUCUCAGGGCGAGCUAGAGCAGCCAAGGAUGGUGAAUAGGCACAUUUAUUUCCCUAGCCCAACUCCCAAUACUACCACAUCAUCUGACUAA
Cynara cardunculus var. scolymus (artichoke) is the source of this 642-nucleotide messenger RNA. RefSeq lists its product as uncharacterized. The record is from RefSeq and is a predicted model, not a curated record. The transcript has a single exon. Lineage: Eukaryota; Viridiplantae; Streptophyta; Magnoliopsida; Asterales; Asteraceae. Bases 1 to 642 code for a protein of 213 amino acids.